Nicotiana attenuata is the source of this 1185-nucleotide messenger RNA. Its product is annotated as F-box protein CPR30-like. The transcript has a single exon. Lineage: Eukaryota; Viridiplantae; Streptophyta; Magnoliopsida; Solanales; Solanaceae. The record is from RefSeq and is a predicted model, not a curated record. The coding region runs from base 1 to 1185 and encodes 394 amino acids. Gene Ontology annotation, molecular function: protein binding.
AUGAAAGAGGUGGACGGUCAAAGGGAUAGCCUUCCACAUGAUGUCAUGAUAGACAUCUUGAAGCGAUUGCCUGUAAAAUCCCUUAUGAGAUUCAAGUGUUUAUCGAGAACCUGGUGCGAUGUGAUAUAUAGCGUUGAUUUUAUCUCCAUCCAUUACAAUCAUGAUUGUCUUUCAAAUUACUUCACUCUGUUUAAGCGCUUCAUCAAAAUUGAUGGGAAUGAUAGCAUUUAUUAUGGUAAUAAUAUGCUAUCCUUCCAUUCAAAUGAUGAAUCAUUCAAAACUAUAGCAUCAAAUAUAGAGUACAUUGAUAAUUAUAUCGGUGUUAGCAUUGUAGGUCCCUGCAAUGGCAUUGUUUACAUUUCUAGUUACAGAAGUACUGCUUUGUAUAACCCAACGUUAAGAGAAUUUUUUGAACUUCCUCCUAGCAUUCUCCCUCAUAGCCCAGACUUAUCUCCUGUUAUAGAACUUAACACCUGUGUGAUCAUGACCAUGGGAAUCGGGUUUGACCCCAACACUAAUGAUUAUAAGGUUAUCAGAAUCUUAAUUCCUUUCCAUGAAUAUGAAUGGGAGGAUACAGAUAAUUACUAUAAGCUUGUUAGUAAAGUUGAGGUUUACAAUCUAAGUACAAAUUCCUGGAGAAAAAUUGAGGAUCUACAAUGCUUAGUAGAUCCGUGGCGUUGUUUUAAUGUUUUGAUUAACGGAGCAUUUCAUUGGCGUGGAACAAACCUAUCACCAGCGGGUGAUAAUUGGAUCGUUUCUUUCAACUUUAGUACUGAGCUGUUCCAAAACAUUCUAUUUCCUGAGGGCUUAGACAUUGAACCGUGCAAGAGUCUUGUCGUCUUGAAUGAAUCUCUAGCUUUGAUUUGUUACACCAACAUAUUUUAUCCCCAAAACGUUGUAACGUGUCAAUCGAUUGACAUAUGGUUGAUGAAGAAGUAUGGAGUGAGAGAAUCUUGGAUUAAAGAAUUUACCGUAGGACCAAUGGUAAUAGAGACACCUUUGUCAGUUUGGAUGAAUGAUGUAGAACUAAUGAUAGAAAGCAACAAUGGAAAACUUGCAUCUUGUAACCUUUUUUGCGGAGAAUUUAAGGAUCUUAACAUGUCUGGCGAUCCAAACACAUUAGAAAUUGUUGUUUGCAAAGAAAGCUUGAUUUCUAUAAAGAAAGAGAGAGAGAAGUGGUCCUAA